AUGCUGCUACCAUCCGCACUCUCGUGCGACUCGUCGCAACUGCCGCCUUUGACGCGCCUCCAGACGACCCUCUUCGCAUCCCCGCCCGCGAGCCCCCCGCCGCAGUCGCCGCAGACAGCCUUUGGCAACAUCUUUUCGACAUGUCGCUCGCUACAGUCGCUCCUCGCGGCGACCAGCCCUGCCUCCUUCGAGACCAUCGCAGCAGCAGCAGCCACUGAGCCCAUCACCCCUCCGACCUCGUCGCACGCGCAACUACCCACCCCGCCGCUGGCGCAUGCGCCGCUGCCGCCCCUCAAACUGCGCCUGCGCUCGCGCAAGACAGACACCGGCCCAAGCGCAAGCGGACACGACCACAGCGGACCGCCGCGCAAGCGCAUCGUGAAGCGCUCCUCGGUGGCGCUUGCGCCGCCCGCGCGAGGACCCAACAAGCGGCGCCGCGCCGUCGACGACGACAUGGGUCGCGAUGACAACGGCGAUAGCAUCAGCAGCGACAAUGAGCGCGACAGGUCGGCCGAAGAAGAAAAACAGCAGCAGCAACAACAGCAAUCACAUCCAGAGGAGCAAAUGACGGAGGAGCCAUCCCAAUCCCAACCCUCCGCGCCACACACGCCCAAGCGCUCGCGCAUCGCGCCCGAGGUGCUUCCCCUCGGUUUAGAGCGCUCUGACUACCACGAGCUGCACGCCUCCGACAUGAACCACAACAAGAAUAUUGAAAAGGACGGCACCGAUGUGGUAGUAGAAACAGACGGCGAGACGUGGAGCACAGAGGAGGACCGCAUGCUGGUGGAGCUGGUGCUGGAAAAGCUCCGGCUGAGCAAAUCCGACUGGCAGGACUGUGCGCGCACCCUUGGGAAAAAAGACCGCGGGAGUGUUGGGCGCAGGUGGAAGUCGCUUAUGGCCAACGGGGAUGUGGGGCUUAAGAGGGGGAGUAGUCGUCGGCCGAGGAUUCAUGGGACUUGGAGGUGA
Canariomyces notabilis is the source of this 966-nucleotide messenger RNA. RefSeq lists its product as uncharacterized. Lineage: Eukaryota; Fungi; Ascomycota; Sordariomycetes; Sordariales; Chaetomiaceae. The coding region runs from base 1 to 966 and encodes 321 amino acids. The record is from RefSeq and is a predicted model, not a curated record. The transcript has a single exon.